AGUAAGUACUAUGAAUCUGACUGUUUACAAAAAUGCCAUAAUAGUAUAGCAUAGUCCUUUGUACAGUGUUGGCUCUUCAUUGAGAGACUUAUGACAAUUCUGGGAUUUGCAGUACUGUACCUGCAUAGAAUUCCAGGUACAGUUUUUACAUGCUAUCAUAAAAUAUAGCUCUACUCGUUAUCGUUUAUUAUUCCCAAGCGUGUUUUUCCAAUCGAUCGCGAGCAAUGCGGGGAUCUCCCGAAAGGUCAAGCGACAAAUCGAUGUAAAAUGAAGCAGCCUGUUACGUAUAGAAAUACUGCUCCACCAACAUUUAUCCUGCUAAUUCCACCAAAUAGGAGUUUUGCCAUUCCAUAAUAAACGUGGGAAAUGCAGCGGCAUUAUAAAACAAUCCAGUGCUUCUACCUGUGGAAUAUGCCACUACGACUGGCAAUGAUUCUGACUGGAUGCAAGAGUGACGUUUUGCAGUGCGGAACAACCCUGACAUGCCCGUCAACGGACAAUACUGACGGUCCCGAGGAUGGUGCGUAUUGUUGCAAAAAGGCGCCGCUAAAUGACAGCGCGUUGCUGGUAUACUGCUGCGAUUUCUCAACAUAUGUCCAAUACAGUACCGGCUUGCGCUUAAUGGAAUUCUUUGGAAUCUUUCUCGGAUGCAUGGUGGUCAUCAUCUGCGGCGGAGUGAUGGUAUGUUACUUGUUCGGAUGGCUUUGUUUUCGGCCACAUUUGCCUUUCUCGACACACAAUCAAUAGAGAAUAUUCUUCAACGGCUAUAAUGUACUCGUACAUGGCUGAUAAAUAAAUCAUUUUGCAAAAAUCCUUUCAUUUCGUUGGUUUUUGUACGGUUACGAAUCCAAUCAACGGGAAAGAGUGCAAUGUUUCACGUGUGUGCCGGGCACAGCCUGCUAAUUUUUAUUCACAUUCAAACCUUUUUGUCAUAAAAUUAACAAUGAAAUC
This is a messenger RNA of Paramacrobiotus metropolitanus, 951 nucleotides long. RefSeq lists its product as uncharacterized. The record is from RefSeq and is a predicted model, not a curated record. The transcript is spliced from 4 exons. Lineage: Eukaryota; Metazoa; Tardigrada; Eutardigrada; Parachela; Macrobiotidae. Bases 367 to 747 code for a protein of 126 amino acids.